AUGGUCGGCAACCAGGGCCUCCCCGUGAAGAAGCUGGUCCGUUGGUUGGGUACGCAUCCACUUCUCAUUCAAGAGCUCGACCGACACUGUGACCGCAGCCAUCCACAUGAAGAGGUGCAAGGAGGUGGACCUAAUGGCAGCACCAAGCUCUCACAGGUCUACACCUGGCAGCUAGCCGACGCCAUCUGCCGAGGUCUCACCAGGGCCAUCGAGAGCGAGGAGUUCGGACACGGCAUCUACCUGUGCAGCUACUACCCCGUCUCCUACGACGCCCCAGCCCCCACCGUGCACCACGUCUGCUAUUCGGCGCCCGACAUGGACGAGACAAAGUGGAAGAACAUCAUGCAAUCGGUCGUCGAUGUCAUGAGUCGAAGGAACGCCCCCUCAGCUCAGGUGGCGCAGGACUCAGAGAUGCGGAAGCAGGUGUCCGAGUUGGUUCCCUGGCAGAUCUUGUACAUGCAGGCCGCCUUCCAGCCGAAGGCGAAGCCUACGCACCACCAGAACGAUUUCAAGACCCAGUACGAUACGGGUUGUUCAUUAUCGGACGUGCUCCAGUUGGCUAAGUACCAGCACCACCUCGACCACCAGUCGAAGGCGAAUCACGACAGCCAGUCCCAGUACCCGACGAACCACAGCCAGACGAACUUCAGCCUCAGCCUGUUCAACAACGUGCCGGAGAAGCGCGCCGCCCCCAUCGUUGCCAGGAUGCACCAGAACUUGAGCCACCCGCUGCAGGCUGAUUUCACGAGGUUCCUGAACGCGAGCGAAGCGAGCCAGGUGCUGGUGAUUUUCAAUUUGGCUUGGUUGUCUUGGGCUGGUUAUCCAGAUCAUGUGGUGCGCGAUCGUGAUGGAGCUUUUCAAGCUGCUUUCGUUGAACAUCUUGAGGCUCACGACGUUCACGUCGAGAAGCCCCCAGCUGAAGCUCACUGGCAGUCAGGACGAGUCGAGGCGAACAUCACGCUCUGGAAGCACAUGGCUAAGAAGGUGAUCGACACGAUGCAGCUUGCCGGAGUUGAGGACAUGGAGCUGAUGGCACCUGCGAUCAACCAGUCUCGCAAUUCUCGUGUUCGACAAUGCGGUGCUUCACCAUAUCAGUGGACUUUCGGUAAGGACCCGAGGAUCCCCGACAGCAUCACCGACCCAGCUAAUUCUGCCGUCGUACACAGCGCCAUGACCGCAGACGCCGAACUUGCUAAACGAGCCCGGGUACGAGCCCUCGCAGACAUGGCCUUCACCGAGUACGACAGGUCCGAGUCUCUCAAGCGCGCGAUGCUUCGAGUUAACCGACCUUACCGAGGAGACUACGCACCGGGAGAUCGAGUGGUUUUCUGGCGUCAGGCGAAGAACAAGAAGGGCAAGCAAUACCCAGCAAGGUUCAUUGUGGCUGCUGUGGUUGGUCCUGGUGGUAGUGGCGGUGGCGAUGACAACAAUGUUUGGAUGAGGGAGGACGUGAACACGUUCGAGGACUUCUACCACCUCCUGCUCAGCCACCGGCUGAACCACGACAGCUAA
Messenger RNA from Prorocentrum cordatum, 1512 nucleotides. NCBI's taxonomy places the organism in Eukaryota, Dinophyceae, Prorocentrales, Prorocentraceae. The record is from the annotation of a GenBank genome assembly.